Molecule: messenger RNA, 2408 nt
Organism: Owenia fusiformis
Lineage: Eukaryota; Metazoa; Annelida; Polychaeta; Sabellida; Oweniidae
Source: the annotation of a GenBank genome assembly
UGGGCCUCAGUGCAAGUAGAAUAUUGGUUGUGAGAACAUUGACUGGUCAUACAUAACUAAACUACUAUCAGAAAGUAACUUUUCUUGAAAAACUAACUUUAUCUACAUGUUGAUUUAUAUUCUUAGUUGGUAUUGAUAGACAAUUCUGAACUGUAAGUGAAGGAUCAACAUUAGACUAUAUAUAAAAAACAGUUUGGCAGUUAAUAAAGUUUUAACCACACUGACACUUUGCUGCAGACUGAGUUUUGAGGACACUAAGGUGAAGUAUCAAGGUAUCAUGGCCUUGUUACUUUUAUGUAAGGAUUCGGCAGACAUUCGUCAACAAUUGGCACCAACCAAGGGAAAACAAGAUUCUUGCGAUUGCGGUUGUAGCGAGGGGCCACCUAUUCUGCAGACACUAUUGCAGCCUGGUGCUUCAUUCUCUUCAUCAUGUACCAAAUCAUCAGAGGUACCACAUCAGCAAAACAAUACAAGUAAAUUGUUUAAUAUUCUUCAAGGACGAUCCAAUGAAUAUUCUGGAUAUAACAAAAAUGAGGAAUCACAUUUUGGACCAUACCCGCGACAGCGAAAAAAUAUGAAUGAAAUUAUGUACGACAUGGCAAAUGGACAACAAUUGAAACUAUAUGAUCAGCAGAUACAUCAUAACGCAAAGGUCAAUGCCAUGCAUUCUCCGCAACCAUAUGACAAAUUCCAUCUACCAAAUUCAAGAAUAUCACACUCGCUUUUAGCUUCAACUCCCUAUGUUGUUCCAAGGACAUUCACUAAAACACCACAAACAGCUCAAACUAACAUUGGAUCUCCUCAAUAUAUGGCAUCUCCACGGACAUACAACAUGCUUCAGCUUACUCAAGAGCAGCAGUUAUCAAAUAGAGUAAAGAUAAAUGAUAAUCCUCUUCCUCCAUAUAACAUUUGCUCACCAGGAAUCAUCGAGCUCAAAGGGUCCCCCAGUCACACCCCAUCCCCGAUGCGCUUGAGCCCAGACACACGAUCUAGUCCUUCAAUCAGUGAUGACUACCAGCGGAGGUUAGAAAGUCCUGCAUUGUCAACGUCCUCCCUGAGUAGCUUUAGUCACCACAAAGAUAUGUCCAGUGAUACCCAUUCUAAUAUCUCAUCAACCCCAGAGAGUCUGGACUCUCAGGAGGAACCUAUGGACUUAUCUACUCGCAAAGUCAUGUCUGAUAUAGGACUGAAAAAUGAUGAUUCCUUAUUGAGGGUAUUACUCUGUCGGAAAGGGUUAAAUGUUAGGAGACUGUCAACCACGAGUGAAGAAUCUCAGUCUAAGAUCUCACCUGAUGAACAAAUGUCCCCAAAUUCACCUGUCACACUUGCCAAAAAGAACUUGCUACCUAUUGGAGCUCGUGUCUCGGACUGGUUGGUGAAAAUCAUCCAGUUUGCCAUUUCAGUGCCAGAGUUCUCCACUUUGACUCACAAUGACAAAGUUGUACUUAUUCUAAAUUGCUGGGAAAAGUUAAUGCUUCUUUUCAUGGCAGAGAACAAUUUCCAUUUUGUGGUGACCCCUAAACAUCAAGAAAGUUCCGGAGAGCGUAUAAGGGAAGAUUUUCUCCCUGCUCCAGAGGUUCCUACAGUGAGGUCAUCUGAAGCCAUACAGGCCUUCAUUGGCAAGUGUUACAACAUGAAUUUAGACAAUGAAGAAUUUAACCUACUCCGUAAGAAGACUUUAUUUAAUGAAGGUGCCUCUGGUCUAGAGGAGCCCAAGUUGGUGGAGACUUUGGGUGGGUGUGCUCAAACCCGUCUACAGCAGCACAUCUCAGCAACAUUCCAACAGCACAAUGACAAAAUGAGAUACUCUAAAAUCCUCAUGUGUUUACCAUUGUUAUAUGGGAUCAAUGGAAAGAUGCUUGAAAACCUGUUUUGUAAGCACAUUACUGGAGAUAUGGACAUGGACGUUUUGUUAAAGGAGAUGUUGCAGAAACUUUGACGAUUCAACAAUUUUUUCUGCUCUGGAAAAUUAGCCAUAUUGUGAUUUUGACACUAAAACGGGGCAGAAUGUUAUUUACCGGUGAACACAUAUAUUGUAUAUAUAUGUUUGUCUAUGAUUCCAGGUGGUUUUUGUAAGUGUAGUAUGGUGUUACAGAUGGAUUGAUCUAGUAGUGUAUGUAAUGUUAAUAUUUUCACAUCAAUUUGGUGAAUAGUACUCAUGUGCUUUAAGAUCCCCUAUCUACAAAAUCUCCUGGCUUUGAGUAUUUUGUAUGAAACUGAUAAGAUUCAAUAAAUUGUAAUUAACUACAAGUCAAAAAUAAAUUUAGUGUCAGAUGUACAAAUGAUAUGUACGAGGAAUAUUUUUAGUGUUCAAUAUUUAUAUUCAUAGUACAAUAACAUCAUUUCAAAGGGCAAUAUAGUGAAAUAUUGGACCAAUGCCCGAAUCCCCAAAGUCCAAUAUUUCACUA